AUGUUGCUACUGCACACCGGCUUGAUCCUAGUCCUGCUCCAACUUGGACUCAUUGCUGGCCAUGACUUCUCGCACGUUGGCUCCGCGGAGCUCAAGCAGUUCAAGCAGUGCGUGCGCGGCGCCAGUGGCCAGCGGCCCAGACUCAGCGAGUGCCUCGGGCGUUCGGCGCUCAACUUCAUUCAACGCGUGGAGGAGAGUGACAAUGUGAGCUUCGUGGCGGAUUUUGCAUCGGUCAAGAGCGACACUGCAGCGAGUAGAUCCCUGGCCAAUGUGCUGGACACGGACCCAGUGGACUUUCGUGGCAUACUCGAGAACGCAGGCGCUGUCAUGGGUCAGCGCAGUCUCGAGUGGCACAUGGACGCACUGUAUCCCGGACUCAUGUUCAAAAUUGGACCCACAACGGAUGCCAACAGCGUGGCGGAGUUUGUGCUGGACGGUGCGGGCGUGCAGGGUGAGCGGCAGUUUGGCCACGAAGAUCCAUCAGCGGGUCGCCUGCUGGCCAAGCAAUAUCUGUUGCCCUUUCUGCUGGGCCUCAAGUUCAAUCUGGUGGCGCUGGUGCCCCUGCUCUUUGCUGGCAUUUGCUUGCUGCUCAAGAAGUCGCUCUUUCUGGUCAAGCUGGCGGUGUAUGUCAGCAGCUUCCUGGGCCUGGGCGGCGUUGUCAGCUCGUUGGGUGGAUUGGGCGGCCUGUCUGGCGGUCUGGGCGGCUUUGGUGGCCUUGGCGCUGGCUCCAGCUUUGGCUUUCAGGGCCAUCGACCUGUGGGACACUUUCCCGGCAAGACCACAGUCUUUGGGCAUGGCGAUGAGCUGCAUCAUCAGCAGGAGUACGAUGUGCACGAGGCCUCGCCCUACCGUCGCAGCGAGCGCAAAGUUCGCUUCGAGCAGCCCCGAGCUGCUGCAGACAACACCGAGAAGCCUCAUUCACCCACAGAGGAUCGCUUCUAUGAGUUUGAGCAGCAGCGCAGAGCCAGCAACAAGCUGGAGCCGGAGGACACCUUGAUGAGGAGCAACUUCCAGGCGGGGAUGCAGGGCUGGCAGGCCGUGGAUUGCCUGGGCGCGGAGAGCGAGCGAAUGCUGGAGUUGGCCGCGCGGGACAACAGCAGCUGGCAGAUCAACGAAUAUCUGAGCAUAGAGCCGCCGCCAGUGGCGGAGGUGCAGGCCCGCAGUUUGGAGUCUGGACUCACAAGCAGGCUGUUGCAGCUGUUGCAAGGACGUGCGCUGCGGGUGCAACUGCCGCGACAGCUGACCGUCGCGAAUGGCAUCGAUGAGGCCGAACUAGGCACGGAUCAAGGUCGCAAGAAGAAGGACAAAGAUAAGCACAUGGCCAUGAUGGGCGGCAUGAUAAUGAUGGCCACGGUGGCCCAAAUGUUCCUCGGCAAGGUGAUCCUCAUCGCCGGCUCUGCCUUCGUAAUGGCCAAGAUUGCGCUCGUCAUAUCCCUGCUGGGCAGUCUAAAAAAGGGAUCGGCUGGCCACAGUGGUAGCGGCAGCGGCGGCCCCGAGCACGUGAUUGUCACCAACACGGGCCACAGCCACGAGAGCGGCUGGCACCGCAGCAUGCCCACGCACGAGUACAGCGGCGGUCAGCUGGAGGAGCCAACACAUGCCCAUGAUCAGGGUUAUUAUGCCUACGAGAUGGACACCUUGAAGCGGCGACAGUUCCAGCACCAACCUGAAGCAGAAGCAGAAGCAACCCGUGGAUUUGUCUAG
This is a messenger RNA of Drosophila guanche, 1704 nucleotides long. RefSeq lists its product as uncharacterized. The transcript is spliced from 5 exons. NCBI's taxonomy places the organism in Eukaryota, Metazoa, Arthropoda, Insecta, Diptera, Drosophilidae. Bases 1 to 1704 code for a protein of 567 amino acids. The record is from RefSeq and is a predicted model, not a curated record.